AUGCAAUUCCCAUCUGCUCUCAUUUUCGGCCUUUUGAUCCAAUCCGCUAUUGCCGAACAUGAACAUUACACCCAGCAGCCCAAUGAAUGUCCAGUUGGUCAAGCUCCUCGCAUCAAUGGCGAAUGCCCAACCGGUUUGUUUGGUCCUAAUGGUGGCAAAUGCCCUACUGGUUCAGUGCCUCCCCAAAAUGGCAAAUGCCCCGAUGGUUAUAAACCCUACAAUUUGAGUCAUUUUUCGAAGCGAUAUGAAGGUUUAUCUACCGAAAUUGGCAUGCAUUAA
This is a messenger RNA of Pyricularia pennisetigena, 279 nucleotides long. RefSeq lists its product as uncharacterized. The transcript has 2 exons. NCBI's taxonomy places the organism in Eukaryota, Fungi, Ascomycota, Sordariomycetes, Magnaporthales, Pyriculariaceae. The record is from RefSeq and is a predicted model, not a curated record. The coding region runs from base 1 to 279 and encodes 92 amino acids.